This is a messenger RNA of Odocoileus virginianus texanus, 3451 nucleotides long. RefSeq names its product KRAS proto-oncogene, GTPase (gene KRAS). Lineage: Eukaryota; Metazoa; Chordata; Mammalia; Artiodactyla; Cervidae. The record is from RefSeq and is a predicted model, not a curated record. Gene Ontology annotation, cellular component: plasma membrane. Gene Ontology annotation, molecular function: GTP binding; GTPase activity; GDP binding. Gene Ontology annotation, biological process: Ras protein signal transduction.
AGGUGGCGGCGGCGGCUCGGUCAGUACUCCCGGCCCCCGCCAUUUCGGACUGGGAGCGAGCGCGGCGCAGGGACUGAAGGCAGCGGCGGGGGCCAGAGGCUCGGCGGCUCCCAGGUGCGGGAGAGAGGCCUGCUGAAAAUGACUGAAUAUAAACUUGUGGUAGUUGGAGCUGGUGGCGUAGGCAAGAGUGCCUUGACGAUACAGCUAAUUCAGAAUCACUUUGUGGAUGAAUAUGAUCCUACGAUAGAGGAUUCCUACAGGAAACAAGUAGUAAUUGAUGGAGAAACCUGUCUCUUGGAUAUUCUCGACACAGCAGGUCAAGAGGAGUACAGUGCAAUGAGGGACCAGUACAUGAGGACUGGGGAGGGCUUUCUUUGUGUAUUUGCCAUAAAUAAUACUAAAUCAUUUGAAGAUAUUCACCAUUAUAGAGAACAAAUAAAAAGAGUUAAAGACUCUGAAGAUGUACCUAUGGUUCUAGUAGGAAAUAAAUGUGAUUUGCCUUCUAGAACAGUAGACACAAAACAGGCUCAGGACUUAGCAAGAAGUUACGGAAUUCCUUUUAUUGAAACAUCAGCAAAGACAAGACAGGGUGUUGACGAUGCCUUCUAUACAUUAGUUCGAGAAAUUCGAAAACAUAAAGAAAAGAUGAGCAAAGAUGGUAAAAAGAAGAAAAAGAAGUCAAAGACAAAGUGUAUAAUUAUGUAAAUACAAUUUGUACUUUUUUCUUAAGGCAUACUUAAGUAAAAGUGGUAAUUUUUGUAUAUUACACUAAAUUAUUAGCAUUUGUUUUAGCAUUAUCUAAUUUUCUUUCUGCUCCAUCCAUACUGUUAGCUUUUAUCUUGAAUGCUUAUUUUAAAAUGACAGUGGAAACUUUUUUCCUCUAAGUGCCAGUAUUCCCUGCGUUUUGGUUUUUGAACUAGCAAUGCCUGUGAAAAAGAAACUGAACACCCAAGAUUUCUGACUUGGGGUUUUUGGUGCAUGCAGUUGAUUACUUCCUAUUUUUCUUAUCAAUUGUGAACUUUAGUGUGAAACAAAUUAAUGAGGCUUUCAAAUCAUCCCUAUUGUAUUGUUUUAUCUAGUCACAUACAUGGAUUAAUUACUAAUUAUAACUUCAUUUGAGAUUUCACGAUCGGUUUUACUGAAACAUCGAGGGAACAUGAAUUUAUGGGCUUCCUGUAGUUUCACCUUGUAGGUAUCAUUGUCCUAUAGUUCCAGCUACCCUUAAUGAAUGUAAAGUUACACUGUUCACAAAGGUUUUCUUAUUUCCACUGCUGUUUGUCAAUGGUCACGUUCCCCAAAAUACUAUAUUUUUUCUAUAAAAAGGGAAAAAAAUGGAAAAAAAUACAAGGCAAUGGAUAAUAUUAAAAGGCCACUUACUUUCCACAUUAGGUAAAUUCCUAUCAUGCUCUGAAUAGCUUUUUGUUAAGGCAGACCCAGUAGGUAAUGAGGAUUAGAACAAGCAUUUUGGGACUAUAUUUACAUGCUUUAAAUUUUUGUAAUAAUUGAAAAAAUUUUAACAUGUAUAAAGAAUUCUCAUAGGAAUUAAAUAUAGUCUCCCUGUGUCAGAUUGCUCUUUCUUAGCAUAAAUCUUUUUCUUGAACUUCAAUCUUUGAAAGUAGUUUUAAUUCUACUGGUAGUGAUGUAAAAGAUUAAUUGGGCCAGUUAGCUUGGUAGGUGUUACAGAGAGCAGGGUGGCAAAGCCAGGCCUUGUGUGAACCUUUAAGCUACAUGGAGAGUUUCACAGUGUGGACUGCAUCCCUGUGGUCUUCCAUUGUUGUCAUGCCUUGGUUGGUCAAAAACAGGGACUUGCAGAGAGACUGAAUAGCUCAGCAAGGUACAUUCUCAUUAUGUCAUAGUCCUACUCAGGAACAUCACUUUUUUACAACAAAAAAUCCAAAAAAACAGAACUUAAAAAAAAACAUUGUUUUAAAUGAGAUUUUAGGUGGGGUGGCAAGAUUUUAAUUUUUUUUAAAUGAUGAAAUGAAAAAAUUUCAAAAUCUUGAGUAUUGGCUGGUUCUCUUAAUGCUGGCUAAAGUAACAUUUUGUAAACACUUCAGUACAGUCUGGUCCAUUAUUAAGAAUAUCUAAUGCUUAUACAAUAGAUAAAGUAAUGCUAACAAAAUGAUUCUUUGAAUGCAUUUAAAAUGUUAACUUAUUUUAAAAUAUUUGAACUGAGAUAGUGUGUUGAGGUGAAAGUAUCACUGGACAAGGAGGAAGGUGACUUAGAUUCUAAGUUAUAUGUCUUUGAUUUUGGACAAAUCACUUACUAGCCAUUUCUUCAUUUCUAAAGAAGUCAUCUCAAAGGCUGUAUCUAGCUUUAUAACUAUGAUUUACAUUCAGUUUACAUAAGGAUAUACCUAUUUGUCAGUCUCAGCACCAUCUGUAACUUUUUACCUGUGUUAUCAUCUUCAGUGCCAGUCUUAGGCAAAAUUGUGCAAGAGGUGAAGUUUAUUUUUAAAUAUCGUUCUCUGCUUCCAGGACUUCUCCCAUAUUAGUGUUGUCUUGCCUGCCUACCUUACCCUUCUCUAUGUCCCAUGACUUGAUGUUUUUUCUUUUAAUAUUUCUCAUUUCUCUGAUCUCAAGAUUUAUUGCUGCUUUGGAUAUCUCCAUGAUGGCCUCCCAUCAAAUCAUAUCAAAAUGUCCUAUAUCAUAAAAUUCCUCAGGCUCAACAUAAUCUGACAGAUACUAUAAUGGGAUUUGACCUAAUAGCUAAUUUUCAGGUUGUGGCUGUAACAAUUUAAUUUUGAUCCUCUGAACAUCAUCUCUUUGCUGCCUGGUCCAUCAGUGACAAAGUAGGAGUUUCACACCUGCUAUGAAUAGUUAGAACCCUAUCCCGUGGCAGGAGAAUUUAAUAAAAGUAGUGCUGAGAGAAUUCCUUAUGUAAUUUACUAGGACUAGCCCUGCUAAUAGUAAUACAUUCCGUUGUUUUAAAAACUAAAAUCUUACCAUGAAAGAUACUUUAAAAUUUAAUUCAUGUCUUACUCUUUAGCAGAAGUUGUUUAUUCAGCAAAUGUUUGAGUGCCUACUAGAUGCCAGGCACUCCCCAAGGCACUGGGGAUAUUAGAGUACCCAAACAUGGGACAUAAGGCCUGUCCUUAAGUAGUGUUUAUUUCUAGAGGGUCUGUAUCUCAGAGAGGCAUCUGUCAUGUGACCCAGAUACACCAUAACGCAUGCUGUAAUCCUGCAAAAAAAUGAUCUGGUCUCUAAGCAUAGUUUCUUCCAGUUCUAAAAUAACUGUUUUGCUCUUAUUCCAGCGUAGCUGUUUAGUCAAGCUCUUUUUUAAUUAAAUCAGUUUACUUCAAUGUUUUAGAGGAGUAAAUCUGAUUUUUUUUUUAAUUUGGCAUAAUUAUGUGAUUCUGUUGAGACAGUUAUAGUACAAAUUAAGUUGUAUGUCAGAUAAUGUUAAAAUCCCCCUGCGUGUGGUAUGGUCUUUUUGUAUAAGUAAUUAUAA